This is a messenger RNA of Camelina sativa (false flax), 1625 nucleotides long. RefSeq names its product (Z)-3-hexen-1-ol acetyltransferase. Lineage: Eukaryota; Viridiplantae; Streptophyta; Magnoliopsida; Brassicales; Brassicaceae. The record is from RefSeq and is a predicted model, not a curated record.
AAUACCACCAAACCGUUAAACAAAAAAAUCUCAUAAUACUAUAUAUACAUACAUGUGUGGUACGUAUGUGAUUCUAUCUUCAAAGUCUUAAACUAUGGACCAUCAAGUUUCUUUGCCAACAUCUACCACCACCGGUCUCUCGUUCAAGGUACAUCGCCGGCAGCCGGAGCUAGUCACUCCGGCUAAACCAACGCCACGAGAGCUCAAGCCUCUCUCCGAUAUCGAUGACCAACAAGGACUAAGAUUUCAACUUCCAUUUAUAUUUUUCUAUAGACCUAAUCUUACAAGUAAUCUUGACCCGGUCCAAGUGAUAAAGAAAGCCCUAGCCGAGGCCCUGAUUUACUACUAUCCGUUCGCUGGUAGGCUCCGGGAACUUUCGAACCAGAAACUCGCUGUGGAAUGUACCGGUGAAGGCGUUUUGUUCAUCGAGGCUGAAGCUGACGUUGCGCUUACAGAGUUGGAGGAAGCUGAUGCGCUUCUCCCUCCCUACCCUUGCAUAGAAGGGCUUCUCUUUGACGUGGAAGGUUCGACCGAUGUGCUCAACACUCCAUUGCUUCUGUUCCAGGUCACGCGCUUGAAAUGCAGCGGAUUUAUAUUUGCCAUCCGUUUCAACCACACCAUGACCGAUGGAGCCGGCGUGUCGCUCUUUCUAAAGUCACUAUGCGAGUUGGCGUGUGGGCUUCAGGCGCCCUCGGUUCCACCCGUAUGGGACCGAAAUUUGUUGACUGUGAGUGCUUCCGAGGCGCGUGUGACCCACACGCACCGUGAGUACGAAGAUCAGGUGGAAAUCAAUGAGGUAGCGGCUGGAGAGCCUUUGGUUAGCCGAUCAUUCUUCUUUAGGGCGGACGAGAUCUCCGCCAUACGAAGACUUCUUCCGCAUGAUCUCCGCAAUACCUCAUUUGAAGCGUUGUCGUCAUUUUUAUGGCGUUGUCGGACAAUCGCGUUGAAUCCUGACCCCAACACUGAGAUGCGACUUACUAUCAUCAACUCUCGUUCCAAGCUUAGCAACCCACCUCUAUCGCCGGGUUACUAUGGAAACGUGUUCGUCAUUCCCCCGGCAAUAGCGAAAGCAAGGGAUCUUAUGGAGAAACCUCUUGAGUUUGCUUUGAGAUUGAUACAAAAAACGAAAUCCAUUGUAACGGAGGACUACGUCCGCUCGGUAACAGCCCUAAUGGCGACAAGAGGUCGGCCUAUGUUUGUGUUGGCGGGGAACUACAUAAUAUCUGAUUUGCGACAUUUUGAUUUGGGAAAAGUUGAUUUUGGGCCGUGGGGUAAGCCAGUGUAUGGUGGAAACGCUAAGGCCGGUAUCGCAGUUUUUCCGGGAGUGAGUUUCUACGUGCCGUUUGAGAAUAAAAAAGGUGAGACAGGUACCGUUGUGGCGAUUAGCUUGCCUGUACGGGCGAUGGAGAGGUUCAUAGCAGAGCUACAUGGCGUGGUAAAUGUGUUUUAAGAGAUGAACCAAAAAUCCUAAGUCUGUUAUGUCUUCGCACUUCGCUCUAAGAGCUGAGUCGAGACCGAGCCAUGCCAACACUAAGAGAUAUAAGAAGCGACUAAAAAAAAUGCCCAAUUCAAUUAAAAAAAAUCGUCAGAAAAAAAUAAAAGAACUAAAAUAACAAACGAAAGAU